Schistocerca americana (American grasshopper) is the source of this 786-nucleotide messenger RNA. RefSeq lists its product as uncharacterized. The transcript has 2 exons. The record is from RefSeq and is a predicted model, not a curated record. Lineage: Eukaryota; Metazoa; Arthropoda; Insecta; Orthoptera; Acrididae. Bases 1 to 786 code for a protein of 261 amino acids.
AUGCGCACUCCCCGGGCGCUGCCGGGCGACUGGCUGCGGGGCGCUGGUAGCGGCCGGCUGGAGGGGGCAGCGGGCGAGCUACGGCUGCUGGCGGUCAGCGGCUUCGCUGCGAGGUCCUCUCCGCUCGGCGUCCACGCGACGACUCAUCUCGCGGGAAGAAAGCCACUGCCUGAGGAGGACGGGCACCGCGGCAGCGGCCGCACUCUGGCAGGCCAGGUGCUGUACCUGUGGGUGGCCGGGCUGUGGCCCCACGGGCGGCCGGCGCUGCACCUGCUGCACGCGGCGCUGGUGCAGCUGGGCGCCGCCGCCUACGUGGCCGUCGGUCUCAUCAGCGUCCACACCGCCAGAGGGGACGUGGACGACGUUUCGCACACGCUGAUGCACACGCGCGAGAUCGUCGCUGGGACAGUCAAGGCGGGGCUCUUCUUCGGCUACAGGCAGUCCUUUUACCGGCUGGUGCGAGAUCUGGAUCUGAUGGUGUCCGAGGACUGGGACCGCCCCGAGCUGGAGUCCGCACGGCGCUGGGCCCGCCGGAUGACUACGUCACUGACUGCCUACAUCUACACCCUCAUCCUGCUGUGGCUGCCGGCGCCGCUGAUGGCCGCUGGCGACCAGAAGCUGCUGCCCGUGGUGCAGAUCCACGGAGUGGACUGGUCGCUGUGGCCCGGCACGUACGCCGCUCUCUACACUCUGCAGUGUGCAGUACUCCUCACUCAGGUCCCCAUCGUCGUCGGCCUGGACUGCUUCUUCGUGGCGGCCAUGCUGCACGUGGGAGCCCUCCUGUAG